Leptosia nina is the source of this 1740-nucleotide messenger RNA. The record is from the annotation of a GenBank genome assembly. Lineage: Eukaryota; Metazoa; Arthropoda; Insecta; Lepidoptera; Pieridae.
AUGUCUAAAAUUACAAAGAAGAUAAUAAACAGUCCGGAAUCCUGCGUGGACGACAACCUUCGUGGUGUGGUGGCUCUUUACCCUAGUUUGAAGCUGCACCCCAAGCACAGAACGAUUACGAUACGGCAGGAUGCUGAUAGUAAAAGAGUAGCCGUACUCGGUGGUGGUGGGUCAGGCCAUGAACCUUUUGCAGCAGGAUUGAUUGGCGCCGGAAUGCUAGAUGGCGCUGUCGCUGGGGGGGUAUUUGCAUCUCCUCCCACGGGACACGUUCUGUAUGGCAUUAAACAUUUGUAUAAAAAUAAUUCAGGUGGUGUGUUGGUACUCCUUGGCAACUAUACAGGCGAUAGAUUAAAUUUUGGGAAAGCUAUUGAAAAGGCGAAAAUAGCAGGAAUUAAGGUAGAGGGUAUGAUUGUAGGAGAGGAUGUUGCAUCGAGUCAAAACAAGACUGGGGGACGGAGCAUGUGCGGAGAAGUAUUUUUCUAUAAGCUAUGCGGAGGUCUGUCAAUGAAAGGUUACGAUUUGCAAGCAAUCAGAGAGAUGGCCGUCGAAGCUAAUAAGAACAUGGCAACAUUAGGAGUAUGUUUAACUGCUUGCUCCUUGCCAGGUCAGCCGCCGCUCUUUGAAAUAGCAUCUGACGAGAUGGAAAUAGGCGCAGGAGUGCACGGAGAAGCCGGGAUAGAAAAAAGAAAAAUCGGAACUGCUAAGGAAAUCGUCGCUUUGAUUCUUGAUCAGGUAACAGCACAUUUGAAACUAAAAGCCGGCGCAAGAGUAGCAGUUAUGGUCAACAAUAUGGGAGGCACUUCUAUCAUGGAAAUGAACAUUAUUGCUGCCGAGACAAAGGACUACUUAGAUAAAAAUAGGAUACGAGCGGAACGAAUAUUCUGCGGGCAUUUAAAGACCUCUUUAGAAAUGCAAGGAUUCCAAAUCUGCCUCUUGCAUUUGAAUGACGUCCAUGGAAAACUCUGGUUGGAGUUACUAGAUCUUCCAACAGACGCAUUGGGUUGGACUGGAGGUAUUAUGACGAUUAGACCAGAGAAGGAAGGUGAACACUCUGAUGACGUGGAUUUGCAGACAGAUGGAUUAAAGAUGGAUUUCGGUCAUCCCCUUAGCAAAAUAGAGCAAAAUAUUACACGCAAGAGUCUGCAAGCUGCGGCAGACGAGUUAGUGAAGAAUGAGGAUCUGCUUAACAAGUUGGAUUCAGGCUGCGGUGACGGAGAUUGUGGUAUUACACUGAAGAAAUUUGCAGAAGCUGUGAAGUCAUAUCUGAGAACGGCAUCCUUAGAACACGCCUCCAAAAUCCUUUGGGACCUCUCAGAAAUAGCUGAAACGGAUAUGGGGGGAACUUCGGGGGGUAUUUACAGUUUGGGACUCGCUGCGGCUUCACAGGCCCUUGCUAGUGAAGAGACAAACGAUAGAAACGCGUGGUUGACAGCAUGGAAGAAUGCAAUGCAAGCUAUUUCCAAAUAUGGAGGAGCAGAGUCGGGGGAUAGGACAAUGUUGGAUACACUACAUAUAGCUGCACAAACGUUCAAUCAGACUAUUAAUUCAGAUUUUAAAGAAAUGCUUUUCAAGAUAAUAGAAGCUUCGGAAAAUGGCGCCAAGAGUACAGCAAACAUGGUUGCGAGGGCGGGUCGCGCUUCGUAUGUAGCGAGCGGGUACGUACGCGACGAAGAUGCAGGCGCACGCGCAGCGGCCAUUUGGAUUAAGGCUGUACUCAACACAAUCGCUAAUAAUGUUUGA